Mesorhabditis belari is the source of this 621-nucleotide messenger RNA. The record is from the annotation of a GenBank genome assembly. NCBI's taxonomy places the organism in Eukaryota, Metazoa, Nematoda, Chromadorea, Rhabditida, Rhabditidae.
AUGUCAAAACCAAUAACCCAUACCAGCUUCAAAUAUGUUCUCGAGUGUCCACAAUGCAAACAAAGCAGUUGCUAUGCUCAAGAAUCAUGGGAGAAUCCAUUGAAAAUCUUUUUGCGAGAACUGUCGGAGAAACAAACUGAAUUGAAAAGAACAUGUGAUGAUUGCAAGAAAAAGGCAUCUUUGUUUGAAAUGUUUCGAUGUAACGAUUGUGGGAAAGUAGUGUUCUGUGCUUUAUGUGGAAUGAAAAAGCAUCGACAGCAUAAAAUUGUCGAUUUGGAAGUUGUAGAGGUGAAGAAAUUGAUGAAUGCAACUUAUGAAGUGAUUACCCCGCAAAUUAAAGCUUAUGAUGUCUGUUUUCCCGAACUUCAAGCGGAUUUGGUUGGAAAAAUCCACAAUUUUCAAGCGAAAGCUCUUGAAAAAGCCGGCAAAAUUGAGGGGUUAAAUUAUGAUCCAGCAAAGUACGAAAAGGAGGCUUGUUUAGCUAUUGGUGAGGAAUUUGAGGGGAUUUGUGAGAAAUAUUUGGGCGAUUUGCGAUCAUGUGACACUGGGAUUGAGAAGCUGCUCAGCAAAUUCAAUGACCAACAGAUAAUUUCUUCAACAGGAAAAGAAAUUGCCUCUGGG